This is a messenger RNA of Orbicella faveolata, 2377 nucleotides long. RefSeq names its product vacuolar protein sorting-associated protein 33B-like. The record is from RefSeq and is a predicted model, not a curated record. Gene Ontology annotation, biological process: vesicle-mediated transport. NCBI's taxonomy places the organism in Eukaryota, Metazoa, Cnidaria, Anthozoa, Scleractinia, Merulinidae.
ACUUAGCAGCCUGGCCUUACGAGGCAAGAUGGCGGUCCAAGGACCAAAAUUCUCUCAUCUAAAAGUGAUUACUAGGGACAGGCUAGUGGAAAUUCUGGAAUCGGUUCCAGAAAUUAAGGACCUUGUGAUUGAUCCUCAGCUUAUGAAACCUUUGGACCAUUUUACAGGAGCUUCAUUCCUAAAGGAGCAUGGUGUUAAUAAGAUAUUUAAAUUGGAAAAUGAUCGUCUUGAUGCUGGUGGUGACAAGAGAAUCUAUUUGUUGAGGCCAGAGUUAUUGUCAACCAAAUUUGUGGCCGAUCAUAUUAACAAAGACAAAAUGAGUGGGAGAAGCAGGUCUUAUAAAGUUGUAUUUGUUCCAAAAAGGUUGUAUUCCUGUGAGAUGAUUUUAGAGCAGGAGGGAGUCUAUGGAGACAUAUCUUUUGAUGAAUUUCAACUGGAGUUUAUUCCACUGGAUGAAGAUGUGUUGACUCUGGAGUUGCCAGGCUUUCUAAAAGAUUAUUUUUUGGAUGGGGAUCAAACGUCUCUGUCUUUUGUGGCUCGUUCUCUUGUGACUUUACAGCAGCUGUAUGGUACAAUCCCAAGGGUAUAUGGAUUAGGAAACUGUGCCAAGAUGGUUGGAGAGCUAAUUAAGAACACAUUAGCAGAGGAAGGAGAGUACAAACCUGUUGAUGGACCUGAGAUAGGUUCACUCAUCCUCAUUGACAGAAGUGUAGACUUUGUUACUCCACUCUGUUCUCAAGUCACCUAUGCUGGAGUUGUUGAUGACACAUUUGGCAUUAGGAGUGGUGUGGUUGAGUUUGGUACAGAAGUCACUGGAAAAGACCAGAAAACUAAGAUGCUAUUGAAUGACCAAGACAGGGUUUUCUGUGACAUCAGGGAUCGUCAUUUUUCAAAUGUGUUCGGUUAUCUCAGUCAAAAGGCAAAGGAUGUUCAGUCUGGAUAUGAUAAACGACAACACCUGUCAACUGUGAGUGACAUGAGGCAGUUUGUGUCUGAUGAACUGAGAGGGCUGCGAGAACAACACAAAGGACUGACUAUACAUAUUGGUGCUUGUGAGGUGGUGCUUAAAACAAAGACCAAGGAGAACUUUGAACGACGACUUCGAGCUGAGCACAACAUGCUGGAGCUCAUAGAAGAUAAGGAAGAUACUGAUUACCUUGAAGAAUGUAUUAUUAGACAGGUAAAUUCAUUCAAAACACUGCAACUCUUAUGUUUGCUCUCUUUAACUCGUGGAGGGAUUGAAGCCAAACUGUACCAUAACCUAAAACACAAGUUUCUUCAGAGUUUUGGUCACGAUCACAUGCUCACCUUCAGUGCUCUCAAACAACUGGGACUUUACACUGAACUGGAUAAAAGAGGCACAUUCAAGACUCUGAGCAAACGGUUAAACCUAGUGCCAAAGGAUGUGGAGAAGGUUGACCUAAAGAAACCACAAGAGAUGGCGUAUGUGUUCAGUGGUGCCUACACUCCAAUCUCCUGCAGGCUUGUGGAGCAGGUUCUGUCAAUUGGAAUGCCUGCUUUUGAAGAGAUGGCUAGGUUAUUAAGUGUCGAUGUUUACUCGUCGCGAAUGGCACCUUCUGCAAGAUAUUCCAAUACAAAUGAACCUCCAGGAUCAAAGUGUAAACUUGUAAUGUUUCUUGGCGGGUGUACCUUCUCUGAAAUUUCAGCGCUCAGGCUUCUGGCCACCAAGUUAGGAUAUCGGAUUAUAGUCGCUACUACAGCAAUUAUAAAUGGCACUCGACUGUUGGAGUCCUUAUCUUGCUAGGCGUGGUGAAUAAAAUGUACUACAUUACCGAGGGGCGAGGUCCCUUAAACCCUUGUGUGCUAUGGAACGAAACCCUAGCAAUCUGCUGUAGAUAUUUACAUAUGGUGUUUCACACACAUCAGAUACAUUUUACUACGAUUACAUAGUAAUCAUGUUUAGACUUGGAGGACAGUAAAACUGGACCGUAGACGGAUUAUAGUUCUGACGGGAUUAUAGCAAACAGACAUUCCGUUCUGGCCGUCAAGGGACAUGGGGUCCCAAUUUGUGGCAGGUACAAGUCGGCCGCCAUUAUACUCUGGAGCCACAAGCAUACGGCUGAGCGAAUGUCCAGAAACUACCACUCGCGGGAAUUCCACGGAGUGUACGAAUAAAAAGAAUUUGCAUACCGCCCACCCAUUGAUGAUCUACAACGAAUAUGUUUUCACCUUUUGAAAAGAGACCUCAACGUAGACCGUUCUACAGCUGUACUGAACGGCUAUAAAAAUUGUAAUAGAAUAAUCAAUUAGGUAAGAGAAAAGAAUUAUGUUGUCAAAGUCAUUAUUAAUACAAAAUUUGAAACGAUAUGUCCAUUUUUCUCCGUUAUUUUCGAAAAAAAGAAAAGAUUUAUAAACA